AUGCCGGUACGCCCAUAUGGCACCCCCGCAUACCAUUCACCUCGAGGCGUGCGCAACUUCGACGCCAAGGCCGACAUCGCCAAGACUCAAGCCAAGGUUCAAAUCGAGGAAGUCAUACGCGUUGGUCCCGAUCGAGAGUCUCAAAUCUUCAGCUGCAAGAUACUGGAGGCACCGGUCGAAGAACGCCCAGCCUUCUACCAGUCACCUCUCAGCCUGAUCCCCAAGAACAAGAACUCCCAAGCCCGCCGACCGCCCCUGACGAGGAAGCUCGUCGCCAAGGUCUACGACAGCACAUGGCUUCCUAGCUGCUUUGUUAGCCCUAGCCCUGAUACAGGUUACUUCAGCCGUGAGCAUGCAGCCUACGCAUACUAUCGCUGGAAUAAGAAGACGGGCUACCCGCAUACUAUGCCACAGUUCUACGGUGGCUGGGUGGCGAAAGUCAAGUAUGGUACGAAUAUGACGGGUGAACCACAAUUCAAGUACGUUGGUCUUAUCCUUAUUGAGUACAUCGACGGCCGCUCUAUUGAGGACCUGUGUUUUCGCGAAGAUAUCGAAGAAGGAUAUAUUGGCGAGCUCUGCCCUUACGAAUUUUCUUUUGGCAUAUCUGGCGAGGGCAACCAGAUGAGGCGUGUUACCUUUGACGAGAAGAAUCGACAGCUUGUUAUCCAGAUAAUGCUCCACGGUAUUUGCCAAGGUUUCCAGCUCGGGGUCGAGCAUCACAAUCUUUCCCCGGAGAAUGUAUUCGUCACGUUAAGGAACGGUACGCAGGACUUGGAAGAAUUACGAGUCGUGUUUCUUGAUCACGAAGAUACUCAGAAGCUCCCUUUUCCAACCCACCCUCGGGAAAGAUGCAGCGUCAAGGGUUUGACGGAAUUUCAAGGCUGGUGGCCUCCAUCUGGACACGGUCGUCCUGCAGACGAGGUAGAAAAAGAGUUUAAGCAGUGGCUUCUAAGUGAAGAGGUCUUUGGUCCCCUGGAUGAGGCGACGGACAAGAAAGACUUGGACAAGCCAGACGAGAUGCGGCCGUACGCCAACAAAAGGUAUUCUACCUUUGACACGUUGGACUUGAUUGGGGAGAGACAGGACGCAAUGCUAGACGUCAUAAUUCCUCAAUUUCUCACCCUUCUACGCAAGCUUGAAGACAAAGAUUCUUUGGGGCAGGAUAUGGAGAGGGCCAUUCAGAGGGCAUUGGAGAAGGUCACCUUGCAUAACACCGUCACAGGCUCCCGCCACCCACCUUCCCACCACAAACUUCGGCGAAUACGUCUCGAUUAG
Molecule: messenger RNA, 1275 nt
Organism: Colletotrichum aenigma
Lineage: Eukaryota; Fungi; Ascomycota; Sordariomycetes; Glomerellales; Glomerellaceae
Exons: 3
Coding region: 1-1275 (424 amino acids)
Source: RefSeq, a predicted model, not a curated record